AUGGCUGCUUCUGGCGUAAACUUGGAAAGUGAAGAAGAUGCUAAAUGGGCAGAUUUUUGUGAUGUUCAAGCAAAAACUGUUGCUACCGAUUUAGCCAAUGCUUUCUGUAAAUACUCAUCUUCGUUAGCAAAUAAUUUGCAAACUUUGUCACACAAAGAAUUUAUUUCAAAGUUUAUGGAUUUUUUUAUUGUUCAUUUUGAGUCAGAAAUAGCCAAGAGGAAUUCUUUGAAGGAUGUUAAAUUUUUAAACGGAUCGUCCAAGCCUAGCAGUCACGAAGACUUAAAUGAUUAUUUUGAACAAAGAAAUAGUACACCAUCUCCCAAAGUACACCACAAACCUUUUUUUCGUAGACUUUCUUUCAAAAGUUUGAAAAAAGGCAAGGGGUUUUUUCAUAAACAACACAGUGAUGAAACUGAGCUGUCUCAUCAAGAAAAAUCUAGGGAAAAAAGUUCAAAAACAAAAUUGGCUAAAAUUGUAGUCGAAUGUAGGAAGGAGGGUAUUGUAAAUUAUUUAAUAGGAGAAAAUAAUGAUGGAACUCACAAAUGGGAGAAAUGUCGUUUAGCAUUAGUUAAAACUGUUGGAGGUUACAUGUUAGAAUUUUAUUCUCCACCCAAGUCUGUCAAGCCUAGAAGUGGAGUUUUCUGUUUUUUAAUAACAGAAGCUAGAGAAACGACUGCUUUAGAAAUGCCUGAUCAUGAAAAUACAUUUGUUUUAAAAGCAGAAAAUCAUAUGGAAUAUGUUAUUGAAGCACAUGAUACUGAUGACAUGAGAUCUUGGUUGGCAACUAUUAAAUAUUGUAUGAGAACAGCCUUAACUAUUCAUGAAAAUUUAGAAGUUAAAAGUUUGCUUUGUUCUGAUGAUAAAAAAUCAAAAACAAAUAUUCCUUCUUCAGAAAGUGUUGAAGAUAAUAUAGUUGAAAAUGAAAACAGAGCUGUGCCUCCUGAACUUCCACCUAGAGUUACAGGUUCUGGAACAUUAAAAAAUGGUGAGAAUUCAAAUUCAUGGGUUCCAUCAAGUAGUAAUUCAGAAUUGUGCGCUUCAAGAAAUGACAUUGAAACUUUAGCUGAAACAGAAUUAGAUUUAUCUGCUGCAUUAAAAGAAUACCCAUGGUUUCAUGGGACACUGCCAAGAUCGGAUGCUGCCCAAUUAGUUUUACAUGAAGGUAUUGCCGGUCAUGGAGUAUUUUUGGUUAGGCAGAGCGAAACUAGGAAGGGAGAAUUUGUUUUAACUUUCAAUUUUCAGGGAAGAGCCAAGCAUUUGAGAAUGACCUUAAAUGAUUUGGGACAGUGCAGAGUUCAACACUUGUGGUUUCCAACCAUUAUAGACAUGCUUGAACAUUUUCGGCAGCAUCCCAUACCUUUGGAAAGUGGUGGCACAGCAGAUGUAACUUUAACCCAGUUUGUCAUUGCUUCGAGUGCCACUGUUUCUAACAAUGUCAGUGCGAGGAGCUCAAAUGCAGAUAGGAGACUUCCUCCUAAUCCCGAUCCCGUAGAGGUGAUUCCUAAACUUUCAUGA
Molecule: messenger RNA, 1515 nt
Organism: Pediculus humanus corporis (human body louse)
Lineage: Eukaryota; Metazoa; Arthropoda; Insecta; Psocodea; Pediculidae
Product: signal transduction protein lnk-related, putative
Exons: 3
Coding region: 1-1515 (504 amino acids)
Biological process (GO): intracellular signal transduction
Cellular component (GO): plasma membrane
Molecular function (GO): transmembrane receptor protein tyrosine kinase adaptor activity
Source: RefSeq, a predicted model, not a curated record